AUGGCGUGCUGUUUCGGGGAUCCCCCGGUUCGCGAGCUAUCUGAAGACAGCUCUUAUUCCUCAGCUGAGAAUUCAAUAAGUUCCAAAACAGCAGUGAGGUCAUCUACUACCAUGAAUCUUUCUAGCUCUAAAACAACAUGAAGUCAGUUGCUUGAAGAGAGAAGUGUACAAAGCAGCAGCAAUUCUGAUUUUGUGUUUGGAGAAAACAUGGUUGAGAGAUUUCUUAUUUCCCCUGUUUUUUUCUAGAGCCCUGAAAAGCAUCCCAAGUCAUAUAAUGAAGCUGAUUCAUGCAAAGGAGAAAUAACAUCCAUGUACAUAGAAUCUUUUCAUGUUAGUCCACAAACAAAAACAGCUUUGUUGAGGAAUGCAACACUAAUCGAAUCAGCAGCUGCUUAUAUUUCCAAGCCAGUGGAGAAAAUUCUGUUAGAUAAAGUUGAAGUUAUAACUGGAGAAGAAUCAGAACACAAUGUAUUACAGAUCAACUGUAAGCUCUUUGUAUUUAAUAAGCUUUCUUUGACCUGAAUUGAAAGAGGCAGAGGAUCCCUGAGGCUUAAUGACACUUCUAGCAAUAAAUGUGGAAUGUUGCAAUCGAGGCUAAUUAUGCGAAAUCAAGGCAGCUUGAGACUGAUUCUCAACACCCGACUCUGGGAUCAAAUGGUGAUAAAAAGAGCAAACAAAAAGAGCCUGUGCUUCACUGCAACAGACCAAGAGGACCACUCUGUUCAAGUAUUUCUAAUUCAGGCAAGCUCAAAAGAUGCUGGAUACCUGUAUGCAGCAAUACAUCACCACCUUGUGGCAUUGCGAAGCUUUGCUGAGCAAGAACCAGAUGCUAAUCAAGUAGACACAGAGUCAGAAAUAGCUUUUCAGCCAUUAAACUGUGAUAGCAAUGAUGAUGAAAAAAUAACUCAAGUGAGCAGCAGUGGAUCUGGUGUCCUCUCUUUCCUGGCAUGGAAUUUUCUUUUAGAAGCUAUUAGGGUGAAUUCAAAGAUGCUGGAGUCUGGGACUAGGUAA
This is a messenger RNA of Gymnogyps californianus (California condor), 1011 nucleotides long. Its product is annotated as ran-binding protein 3-like. Gene Ontology annotation, cellular component: nuclear pore; cytoplasm. NCBI's taxonomy places the organism in Eukaryota, Metazoa, Chordata, Aves, Accipitriformes, Cathartidae. The transcript is spliced from 10 exons. The record is from RefSeq and is a predicted model, not a curated record. Gene Ontology annotation, molecular function: GTPase activator activity. Gene Ontology annotation, biological process: protein export from nucleus.